AGGCUUGCUUCCACCGGAAGUUCAAGAUAUUAUAAAUAUAGAAUCUUCAAAAUCCUUGUAACGAGGCGACGCAGCUUCUUGUCUUCCAGGAUUAGCAGUGGUGUUGUCAGAAGAAGGCGCUUUCAAGAGGCAGCAAGGCUCACCUGCAAUGAAAUCGCAAUAAGAAAUUAAGGAAUUUGGAUGGAUGGUCUAUAUUGUUUGAGAAAUUGCAUUUGAUAGGCACACAUAUUCGACGAUAUGAAUCCUAGGUCAUUGCAAACGUUGGUUAUGGGAACUGGAGUCAUCUUGGGUGGGAUUCUUACUCUCAACCUGGCUUCUACUGUUACUCUCAAGACCCUUCAUCUUGUAUCUGAGAAAAAACGGAAAAAGGUUGCUUUGCCUUGCAUGGCUUGUAGAGGGAAGGGGUUUUAUAUAUGCAAGCUGUGCAAAGGAAAUUCCACCAUUGAAUGGUCCCCUUUGUAUGACCCUAUUGCCAUUAAUCCUUGCCUUUGUCCUACUUGCGAGGGAAAUAGGGUGCAACGCUGUCUAAACUGUCUAGGAAAGGGCUACGAUUGAUCCGUUUAGACAUGCUGCAUUGUUUUAUGUUCCAGUGGACGGUGAUUUUCUAAGUGAGUGACUUGCCUUUAACUUGAAAGUUUAUCCCUACUCAGUUACCUGUUGCCUAUUCCUAUGCCAUGAAGACUCUAUUUUGAUAUUUUCACUGUUUCUGUUUAAGGAUUAAGGAAGCACCAAGCUCCGAUGUUGGACAAACCUUCAUUAUGCACCAAAUUCUUUACGUUAGAUUAGUUUACCGAGGAAGAUGUUCACACUAUUGUCUGCAGUAUCGUACUGUCAUGAUUGAACAUAUUUCUGUUUAUGUAUUGAUUUCCUCAAGGUAUGGCUUAUUAACACGAUCUCAAUCUCCAUCUCUCCUACUCUAAUUUAACUUCCUCAAUGAGGACCCGUUGUAAUU
This is a messenger RNA of Neltuma alba, 952 nucleotides long. RefSeq lists its product as uncharacterized. The coding region runs from base 238 to 555 and encodes 105 amino acids. NCBI's taxonomy places the organism in Eukaryota, Viridiplantae, Streptophyta, Magnoliopsida, Fabales, Fabaceae. The transcript is spliced from 4 exons. The record is from RefSeq and is a predicted model, not a curated record.